Polypterus senegalus (gray bichir) is the source of this 1240-nucleotide messenger RNA. RefSeq names its product zinc finger protein 570-like. NCBI's taxonomy places the organism in Eukaryota, Metazoa, Chordata, Cladistia, Polypteriformes, Polypteridae. Gene Ontology annotation, biological process: central nervous system development; regulation of transcription by RNA polymerase II. The coding region runs from base 116 to 1240 and encodes 374 amino acids. Gene Ontology annotation, molecular function: DNA-binding transcription factor activity, RNA polymerase II-specific; RNA polymerase II cis-regulatory region sequence-specific DNA binding. The record is from RefSeq and is a predicted model, not a curated record. The transcript is spliced from 3 exons. Gene Ontology annotation, cellular component: nucleus.
GCGGAGGUCUUUCACAGAUAGACUCUCUUCGGCUGGCACUUGAGUGGCUGAUAAUCGUCGCCCACAGCAGUUCGUGAAUAGGAAGAAAAGGGAGACUUCAUAAUAAACGUGUGAUAUGGAGGACAAAGGCCCAGUUACCCAGGAGCCUCCUAAGAUGGUCUGUGAAAAGGAAGAGGUGAGCAAUGAGGAGGAAGAGAAGAGUCACACACAACACAUGGGCUGCCAUUUCAUGACUAACUUGGAGAGAAGAAGUGUGGACAUCAAGAAAGAGGACUGUGAAUGGGAAUAUGUGCCAUUUUCUCAGGACUGUCCUACCAUUAAGGAGGAGGACUGUGAAUGGGAAUAUUUGUCCUUUUCUCAGGACUGCCCUACCAUUAAGGAGGAGGACUGCAAAUAUGAGCCAACAUUUGAGAGCAGUGACAUGCAGGGAACUGAAAUGGUUAGCAGUGUGAAAAAAGAAGAAGUAAAAUGGGAGUUUGUGUCUCAGCACGAGUGUUCAGAUGUCACAGGAUCAGACAUCACUCUGAAGAGUCAGCACACCCUACAGCGUCACUCUGUCCUCGUGAAGUCCGAGUGUUUGGAGUCUGACAUGACCAGGAUUAAGAAAGAAUUAAGUUCCUGUCCUUCUGGAGAAGGUUUACAAGGAAGCGACACCCUCUCUCCAUCAUUAUUUCCUCUUCACUGCAAACUAUCUCAAAAUGAAAAUAUGAAAAAGCCAAUAUCUGAAGUAGAGAGUUUGUUACCAGCCCAUAGCAAACAAUUCUUCACCAGUGGUGAUUUUCAAACAAACGAACAAAUUUUUACUGAGAAGCCAUAUUACUUUUCUGAAUGUAGCAGGCAAUUCUGUACCAGUAGUGCUCUUCAGACUCACAUAAGAUUUCAUACUGGAGAGAAGCCAUAUUCUUGUACUGAAUGUGGCAAACAGUUCUCCAGAAGUUGCUAUCUUCAUUGCCAUAGAAGAAUUCCCACUGGUGAAAAACCAUAUUUCUGUUCUGACUGUGGUAAGCGAUUCUCUGCAAAUAGCAGUCUUAAGAAUCAUAGACUGAUUCACACUGGUGAAAAGCCAUAUUACUGUUCUGACUGUGGUAAAGCAUUUCGCUCCAGAGGUAGUCUUCAGACUCACAGACGGAUUCACACUGGAGAAAAGCCAUAUUUCUGUUCUGACUGUGGUAAGCGAUUCACCCAAAAUAGCAAUCUUCAUACCCAUAGACGGAUUCACACUGGAGAGAAGCCAUAUUGA